GAUGCGAGUUAUAUAGACAGAGCAAAACACCAUAAGAGGAAAACGGGGAGAGAUUUUCGUUUUGACGUUUGGAUUUUCUUUUCGUGUAAACAAGCAUGAAGGGUUUUAUCAGUGCAUUUAAAGUAGAUACACAGGAAAUGAGCGUUAAUGUGGCUUAGUUUGAGUGUUAAUGUUUGUAUAAAAACGUAACAAGUAAGGUACAUUACCGGCUGUGGACAUUGGAGUGGCUCUGAUAUCAAAACCAGUGAUUUGUCAACCCAAUUUGAUGCACAAUGCCAGUUUCGCUCCAGCAGAAGGCCGGGACAUCUUCCUCUGAGCUUCCUCCUGACUGGGAAGAUGACGAGCGGAUGGCCUUUCUGUUCUCUGCAUUCAAAGAAAACCGAGAGGUCGACCCGUCCGACUGGGACGGCAAGAUGAACUUCUGGACGCCUUUGGUGGUGCAGACCUGCAGACGGCACGAUUCGGUUUGCAUGAGCUUGCAGGACCUGAACGAAAGUUUUCGGCGGAAGGGGAGCGUUCCUCUGGGCCUGAGCACCGUUAUACAGAGCAUGAUCAGGAGCGGUAAAGUGCAGAAAGAAUCAGACUUUGCUGCUAAUGUAGAUUCCGGCUGGUUAUCGUGGGGCGUAGGGUUGCUGUUGGUCAGACCUCUGAAGUGGACUCUGUCUGCUCUACUGGGAAGUGGGCGAGUUCCUCUUGAAGAGUCGUUUGUGGUAAUUGAAUUGGUCAAAGAGAAGGCUGCGGCAUUGAUGGCUGCUUAUCGGAGCUCUCCUCUCGCAGUGCGUUCUCUGCUCUCAUUUCAGGAGCUGCGCUCUUUCUCCUCUCAUAUCUGUCCGGAUGAGACCACGCUGUGUCUCGCGCUGCUGCAGCUCCAGAGGGAGAAACACGUCACCGUCUCGCUGCAUGAAGGUGAAAAGCUGGUGAAGUUCAGUCAAGCAGGACAGAGCCGCGUGUCUCCAGUCAGCGAAAUGGAUCUGGGAAUAUACCAGCUCCAGCGUAGCGAGAAGCUGCUGGAAGAGAGAGUUGAAGCCCUGGGGCAAGAAGUGAAGAGGUGUAAAGAACAGGCAAAGGCUUUGCUAAAGGAGGGGAAGAAGUCGCAGGCAUUAAGAUGUCUAAAGGGUAAAAAGUGUGUAGAGGGAAAAGCGGAUCGGCUCUAUACCCAGCUCGAGACAGUCAAAGGAAUCCUGGACAGGAUAGCAAGCUCCCAAACUGAUCGGCUGGUGAUGCAGGCAUACCAGGCAGGUGUAGCAGCUCUGAGGAUUUCACUGAAGGGCAUAACGAUUGAAAGAGCAGAAAAUCUGGUUGAUCAGAUUCAGGAGCUGUGUGACACUCAGGAUGAAGUGAACCAGGCCCUGGCUGGAGGAGCUUUAAACUCAACUGAAGGAGAAUCCGAAGAGCUAGAGGAGGAACUGAAGUCUUUAUUGGAAGAAGGCGCUCCAGACACGAGUCUAACACUACCGGAGAUCCCGCGUCACCCUGUCUCUACUAAAGAAACCAGUGUAUUGGAUGACGCUUUCUUUCUCUCUCUGCCCUCCGUGCCUGACACUAACAUCACCGACGAGGAGCUGGAGAGAGAGCUGGGUCGACUCAGGCUGAAAGCAACGUGAAAAAGACGGACAGAGGAGUGUGUGUGUGUGUGUGUGUGUGUAUAUAUACACACGUGGUGAAGACUCGGCACAAUGAAAACAGCUCAAAUACACACACAAAUAACUACGUAGGCUUGUCGCUGAAUACAGAAAAGGCAAUCCAAUAUAGUAUAUAGUGGUUUUUUUUUUUUUUCCAUUUCUUUUCUGCCUUGGUUUAUGUUUUUGUAAUGGCAUGUUGUGUGAUUUUUGGUUUUUCCUUCAAAAAGACAUUUUAAAGAGGGGCCUUUGGAGUAAUAUGUCAUAUGUAUUCUAAUAAAAACAAUUUAUGACGCUUAA
This is a messenger RNA of Silurus meridionalis, 1919 nucleotides long. RefSeq names its product charged multivesicular body protein 7 (gene chmp7). Gene Ontology annotation, biological process: vesicle budding from membrane; late endosome to vacuole transport via multivesicular body sorting pathway. The transcript is spliced from 12 exons. Gene Ontology annotation, cellular component: cytoplasmic side of plasma membrane; multivesicular body; ESCRT III complex. The record is from RefSeq and is a predicted model, not a curated record. Bases 273 to 1604 code for a protein of 443 amino acids. NCBI's taxonomy places the organism in Eukaryota, Metazoa, Chordata, Actinopteri, Siluriformes, Siluridae.